Molecule: messenger RNA, 729 nt
Organism: Penicillium psychrosexuale
Lineage: Eukaryota; Fungi; Ascomycota; Eurotiomycetes; Eurotiales; Aspergillaceae
Exons: 4
Coding region: 1-729 (242 amino acids)
Source: RefSeq, a predicted model, not a curated record
AUGAUGCAUGUGUUUGAGAAGAUAUAUCCUAUGUUUGAUGUUGACGAACGCGUCAAAGUUGUAGUGCUUACCGGUGCUGGCAAAAUGUUCUGUGCUGGUGCGGAUCUUGAGCGAGGGUUCAGUGAAAUGAAGAAGGAGAGGAACAAGGAUCAUCGCAUAGCGGCCAUGCAGGGCUCCGCUGUUGGUUUGGGCAUGACGAUGUCCCUGCCGGCUGCCAUAUGCAUUGGCUGCGAGAAAUCCAAGUAUGGAUUUGUCUUCCCGCGACGAGGUCUAACGAUGGAAUCAAGUUCUUCAUUCUUUCUCCCGCGGUUGAUUGGUUACUCCAAUGCUCUUUAUUUAAUCACAACGGGCGGCACCUUCCCGCCUACGUCGCCGCAUUUUGGGACCUUGUUCCAGGAGACAUACCCUGAUCCAAAUCAGGUAGUCGCGCGUGCGUUGGAGCUUGCUACGGAAGUUGCAGAGAACGUUAGCCCCAUGGCAUCAUAUCUUUCGCGGGAACUCAUGUGGCGUAGCCCAGGGAGUGCCGAGGAGACUCACCUAGUUGAUUCAGCGGUGUUGUAUCAUAUGUUUAGUGGGAGGGACUCAAAGGAAGGUAUCAAAGCAUUCUUCGAGAAACGAAAACCAGUCUUCAAUGCAACUCUUGAUGUUGAUGCACCGCCCAGCUUUCCUUGGUGGUCCGAUGUUGAUACCGGGAGACGUCCGAAGGCAGCCCAGAAUGUGCACAUGUAG